AUGAAGACCUGCACCGCCUUUUCGCUCCUCCUCUCCACGGUCCUCGUGGCUGUGUCGAUCUCCGGCAACGCCGGCGUCGAGGCUCGCUCGUCCGUUCAGGGCCGAGGCCGCAGCUUCUCGAGGCGCUCCAAGAACGCCCUGGACUCUUCGGCCGACAAGACCGCCGAGCACGGCGUCGGCUGCUCUCUGAUGCCGACCAACGGCGUGUGGUACCGCGGCCAGGCGGGAAACUGGGAGGAGACUGCCUCGCCCUGCGGCGAGCAGUACGAUGCCCUCUCGUCGACCUCCGCUGCCGACGUUCCCGAGUGGGCCAAGGCUUACGCCAGCUUCAUGAAGGCCGCCGAUGGACGCAUGUUCCGCAUCGACCGCAAGGGACAGUGGAGCAUGCUCGGCGACGAUGCGUCCGAGUGGAGCCCCAUCGACGCCGUCUGCAAGCGCCUCACCUCCAAGCAGUCCGACUCGAGCAUCGACAAGAGGAAGGGCGACGCCCUCGACGACGGAGACGACGCCCUUGACGCCCCUGCGCUCCGUGACGAGCCCGAGAACCAGCCGCAGGUGAUCAACGACAGGUACAGCCAGAAGCGCGGCGAGCAGCAGGCUGACCGCAACGACUACGUAGACCUGUACCCCGAGUCGGACGAGCUCAGCUACCCGUACUCUGGCGACUUUGAGGACCAGGAUCUCACCCAGGUCACACCCGUCACCCCGGCCCACUCGCAGGUCGACAAGUCGAAGAGCAAGAGCGACGACAAGGACGGCUCCGACGCCCCCGACACCGCCUCGCCCGGCUUCCGCUUCGGCUACGGCCUGGGCAUGGCCACGGGCGCCGCCAAGGAUGCAGCCAAGGACCUCGGCCACAACGUCCACGAGAAGUGGGACGAGGGCAAGGACAAGGUCGACGACAAGUGGCACGAGGGCAAGGACAAGGCCAAGACCAAGGUCGAAAAGACCAAGGACUUCUUCGACUACAUCGUCAAGCUCCCUGGACGCGCCAAGGACGCUGUCAAGAACGACUACAAGGCGCAGACGGGCCAGUCUGCCAAGAAGCAGGACCACGACAGCGAGUCGCAGGUCGCCAAGGGCGACGCCGACAAGGAGGUCGAGGGCGGCGCUGAGGAGAAGGUCGGGGGCGACGCCGACAAGAAGGACGAGGGCGACAAGAAGGACGACGAGAGCGACAAGAAGGUCGCCGGCGACGAGGUGCAGCAGCAGUAG
Molecule: messenger RNA, 1215 nt
Organism: Pseudozyma flocculosa PF-1
Lineage: Eukaryota; Fungi; Basidiomycota; Ustilaginomycetes; Ustilaginales; Ustilaginaceae
Exons: 1
Coding region: 1-1215 (404 amino acids)
Source: RefSeq, a predicted model, not a curated record